AUGUCCGAUACAUGUAUCGUCUGUCUUGGAGACUUGAGCAGCGGUAAUGGUGAUGUUCCUGCUUCCCCGACCGUUGCCAAGUCUCCGUCAUCGAUCAAUGUCAAGGUCGAGGUCACGGAGACAUCUACUUCACUGAUCGGUGGUAAAGCGCCACAACAAGAAGAACCCAACAGUGAAGAACUCAUUGCACAUCUUCGUCCGUGUGGGCAUUACCUUCACAAUGAAUGUCUAACACCAUGGGUGGAGAGGGCCAACAGUUGCCCGAUCUGUCGCGCCAGUUUUCACCUCGUCGAACUCAUGCACACCAUUAAUGGCGAUGUUAUCUCCUCAUACCUUGUCGAAGACCGUACCCAAAUGGCGGAGUUGGACCCUUCCAUGUUCCUCGAGAUCCCUGAAGAAGACGACGAAGACCAGCCAUGUCAGGCCUGUGGAGAGGACGACAAUGAAGAUGUGCUGAUGUACUGCGACGGCUGUCAAAAAUUGUGGCAUACCUAUUGUGUCGAUCUUCAAGAGGUGCCUUAUGGCCAUUGGUUUUGUGACGGCUGCAGAGCGCAGCGAGAGGUCAACCCUCGCCUCCAAGGCGUCGCACCUCGUUCACGUCGAGUAACCCGUCGGCGCACCAGAGGCCAACAAAGGCGACAACGUGGAAACGAUUCUAGUUGGAACCAAGUGUGGCAAUCUGUAUGGUCACGAAUCAACCUCGAUCUUGACUUCCCCUAUGAGGAGGAUGACUCGGCCACUUAUUUGCGACGCCACCGCCAAUACACCCAGGCUAGUCGACAGGCUCAUGACGCUUGGUCACGCCGUAUGCAGGUUGCUGAACUCCAAGGAGCCGGAAGUCGUUUUAGGGAGACAGAACCAGCCGUGUCAUCUAGUCCUGGAGCAGUUCAUACCCCAUCCACCCGACCCACUCGGCCUUCACCCGUACGCCAGGUUGAGAACGCAGACGAGCUCAUGGCGUGGCAUGCAUUCGAGCAGGCUCGCGCCUCGUCAUCUGGGCCAAGCUCGUCACGCAAGAGGAAGAGAAGAUCAGGCACCAGCUCACCGGCUGAACCUCAGAAUGAAUCUGCUGCUAUAGUGAUCAAGCGCCGCAGACGACCAAGCGUCCCCAUUCGUUGCGCAUCCGACAAUAGUGCAUCUAGUGCCACCAAUCCUGCACCCCAACAAUCGUCCCGCCCGGCGAGUCCUAUCCCCAGGCGGCAGUUGACUGUCGAGCAAGGAGCACCAAGUUUCUUGCAGUCACUGUUACAGGAAGUAGAAGAGUCUUCAUCCACAGCACACAGCAUGCGCAUGCAUCGACCAUCACCCCGACCUGCACCUAGCCCACCGGCCGAACAGUUCUCGCCACAACCGUCUUCUCCAGCCCUUUCUCCACUACCCUCAAACCAUUCCUCACCGAGAGCGAUGUCUGCAACUCCACCGCCGCUAACUGCUCUAAGGCCCGGCUCGCCUGCUGGCUUGACCUCAAGUAUCCAACCCGUUUUCCCCUUGACCGAGUAUUCACCGAUGCGUCCUACUUCCCCGGAGCCAGGUGGGCCGAGCUCUGGAGAGUUACCUGCUGCCCGCACCAAUGGACAGAGCUCUGCCGGAAAUGGCGCCUCUCCGGGGGUAAACCUGGUGCAGCCUAGGCCACGGACCCGUAUCCCGCGUGUUUUAGACAGCGCUUCCAGUCCCGUCAUGCAGCCACGAUCAACCAAUGCAUCUCCCACACGAGUAACCAUGUCCUUAACCGCAAAGGCCGACGUGCAAAGGCUUGUGGCGACCGCUCUGAAGCCACAUUAUCAUGACCAAGCCAUCACGAAGGAUGAAUAUACUAUCAUCAACCGCGAUAUUUCCCGAAUGCUCUAUGACAGAAUCGGGGAUUUCGAGGCACUUGACGUUGAUGGAAAAGCAAAAUGGGAGAAGGUAGCAGGCGACGAGGUGGACCGAGCCGUCAAUGCGCUCAAGGCUCGCGUACGAUGA
Molecule: messenger RNA, 1962 nt
Organism: Exophiala dermatitidis NIH/UT8656
Lineage: Eukaryota; Fungi; Ascomycota; Eurotiomycetes; Chaetothyriales; Herpotrichiellaceae
Exons: 2
Coding region: 1-1962 (653 amino acids)
Source: RefSeq, a predicted model, not a curated record